CCGAUCAACUUCCGCAAACUGGGAUCAACAUGGCUGGAGAUAUGUGGCUUUCAGAGUAUGACAGCUGUGCUGCUCUGGCACAGGAUAUACUGCAAAGAAUCAAUGAGAGAAACAGACAUGAUAGGACCAGUGCACAGUACACUAAGCUGUCUGGCCAGAUUCGCAGUAUGAUAAGACAAUUUUCCAAUGAUUUAAACAGACUGAAAGUAAACUUAAGUAGGACAGCAAUGUAUGGACUAACAGAGAGAGAAAAAGAAAGACGUCAGUCCAGCCUUGACGAACUUAUGUCUAAAGAGAAACAGAUUGACCAAGCAUUUAAUUUGCAGAGACAGGAUUCUGGUGCUGGAAGAUCAGCCCUUCUUGGAGCAGGGCCAGCAGGAUGGAAUAGUGACCCCUGGGGAGUGAGGGAAGAACCAGAAGCCAUCAGAGGAAUGUCCGUAGAUGAAAUUAAGCAGCAGCAGCAACAUCUUAUAAAAGCGCAGGACCAUGGUCUUGACAGUUUAGCUGAUGUUGUGGCCAAACAAAAGAGGAUAGCUUUAGACAUAGGAGAUGAAGUAGAUCAUCAGGAUGAGAUCCUUGAUGACAUCCACGACCACAUGGAUACAACAAAUCAAAGGCUGAUCACAGAAACCAGACAUAUAAGAAUUGUUGAUAGGAAAUCCGGUGCAUGUGGGAUGUGGGUGGUGAUUGUCCUCUUAUUUAUCGCCAUUGUUGUGAUAGCAGUUGUUCCCUACGAUGGAAAACCCUGAGUCACGGAUAUUAAAUGGAAACAGGAAUAAUAAUGGUGCAGGAACUCCAAGGAAUUGGAAUAAUUCACACGUAACAGAUCUGCUGGUGACACGAGAUGUUCAGCACUUCCUUGACUGUGGUCUGUAACAAUUUUUCUGAAUUGAUUUAAAAAAACUAUAAGACCAUAAGAACUUUAUGCCAAACUAUAUCAAGCCAUGUAUUUCAAAGUGUCACAUAAAUUUCAUGAAAUCAUCCCCAUUAGCUCUGUAGCUUUUCUUUAAUGGCAACCUGAUCCUUAUUGUUACAUGAUCAGUGCUACUGUUGAUAUCCAUAUUAUACUUACAUAUAUAGCACUUAGGCAUGUUCACACUAGGCUCAGGUGGACUGUUUCUGAUUUAAUAAUGUGAACACUGCUUGCUGUAUCAGAUUCUACUACAAGGUGCCCCAUCUCAGGAACUGGCCUUUUUUUUCUUUUUUCUCAUUGGUGGCUAGCAAUUCACAUGGCAAUGAUGUACUGAGAUGAGGCUUACUUCGCUUAGACAAAUUUAGCUUGGUAUUUCAUUGUUUUGUAUGAACAUGGCCUAAAACAUGGUUCAGUAUGUAGUAAUUUUAGUAAUGGUUAGUACAUGGUGUGGGGUUCAAAGGAGUCUUUACUUUGAACAGUGGGGUUUAUGCUCUGAUGACAUUUUACUUUGGUUCCCAUUUAGAUGUUAUUGCCUUGUUUGACACAGGGCAACAAUAAAGAAAUAAAGGACUGUUUAAACUUGUCUUACUUCAGAACAGAGAUUGUGUUUGGGGGACUCUCUGUAAACUGGUUUCUUGAAAUAAGUUUUCCUGGUCUAAAUUGACCUUGUAGCAAUGUUCUGUAUAAACCUGUAUGUUUUAUUAGUAUCAUGAUUAAAUAUAUGUCUACACAUCAUGACUGAGUAUGUGAAGGCUGUAAUUGUAACAUAGAUCUUGUAAUUUUCAGUGCAGAUAUUUCUUCUUUUUUCCCUUAAAACAGCUUAUGGUACUUGGUUGAAAUAUUUUUGAAAGUUUGCACAUAAAAAGUAUCCUGUAUUAUACAUGUCAUAUUUAUCCAAGUACUGGGAAUAGAAGUGUGGAUAAUACUUGAGAUGAGGGCAAAAAGUUUUCAAACAUUUUUAAAUACUGUGACCAUUUUAUUUACAUGAACUUAUUUAUUUAUUUAUUUAUUUAUUUAUUUAUUUAUUUAUUUGGUGAGGUAGUGGUAGAUGUGUUCCAUGAAAACUGCCUUAGAACCUUGCUGUAUCUAAGAGACUAAGACCAAUGAAUAUAUCUGAACUCAGGUCAAUGAAUUGGUUAAUAAUAAUUUAUAUGGAAUAAACUGUUUCAAAUCAG
Molecule: messenger RNA, 2088 nt
Organism: Lingula anatina
Lineage: Eukaryota; Metazoa; Brachiopoda; Lingulata; Lingulida; Lingulidae
Product: syntaxin-8
Source: RefSeq, a predicted model, not a curated record